CACCAGUUUGACAAAGAAGAGAGGAAUAAAACUGUCCGCCUCUGUUUCCCUGGAGCAUAACAAUGUGGAGGCAAACCAUGAAUGUGCUGUCAGUCUCACCGAAAAGAGCAUGGAAGUCUCUGUGGCCAACAAUGCAAAAAUCAAUCUACCCUCUCUCAAUCUAGAAUUGAAUCAGGAAUUCACAGGAAAUACCAAGACCAAGCCAAAUGCUGCUUUCAAGAAAAAAAUAAAAUACAUGUUUAACAUUCCUCUGAUUGAGUCUGUAGGCAAAGGAAACCUUGAUAUGAACUGGGCACUGGAAGUACUUUCUUCCUGUGUGUCACUGGAGACCUCUUCCCAAGGAAAGUCAGACAUAUUGAUAAUGGACAGUUUGAACCUUGCUGGAGAUCUAGAAAAUGAGGCCAGUUUCUGCCUUAAUGCCAAUAGACUGCGUUCAACUCUCAGGACUGCCUUAAACUCAAACAUUGACAAACAGGAGAUAAAAAAACAAAACUCAAACAAUAACAUCCUCCAGUUUAAUGUGAAUAAGAACUUAGCUCUUGAGGUCUCCUUGCGGCGGAUGUUUGCAACAGUUGAUUACACCAGCAAUAACAAUGUAAAUUUUGCAUCUUUCAACACAAAUGGAAAGCACAUUGUUAAAGGAGAACUAGACUUUGUUCCUUUAACAACCUUUAAGACUACAUUAAACAUUGAUGCAAGUCAGCCAAGUAGUUUGGGUCAUGCUGGACUCAUUCAGAGCAUCAACCUUGCCAUCAACUCAGAGAAGCAAUCUUUCACCUGGAGUAGUAAUGAACAGCUGGCAUCUCUCAUGCAUGCUUGUGAUUUACUCCUGUCCAAUGAUGACUCUGAAGCACGCAUGGACUUGACUGGAUCAGUGGAAUGCCACCUAGCUUUUGUGAAGUUAGUUAAGCUUCCUGUAUAUCAGAAGACCCUCUGGGAUGUUCUGAAGUGUGGUCAAGUCACAAAUAUAGACAAUUUACAAUUCCUUAACAUAUCUUCCAGCAUUGUUUACACAAAGACAGUGGGUGGCCAGAAGUAUACAACACCAUUUAAACUGUUUGAAAACAGCAUAACUUUUAGCAUACCUGAGAUUAGCAUUACAGUGCCUUCUUGGGUAAAAGACAUUCCUCACUCUAUAAGGAACAUAGACCUGCGAUUUGAAAACCCAGAUGUCCCUAAUUAUCUUACCUUUCACCCUGCAAUCUCAGUUCCAGCAUUUGAUGUGCCAUUUACCAACUUGCACCUGGAACCUUUUACAAUUGAUCCUCAGAACCUUAACAUCCCUAAUGUGAUCACCACUGCAGCCUUUGAAAUCAUGCUGCCUGGCUUGCCAAUAAUGUCAGUACCCAGUUACAAUAUUGACACGACGUAUCUAGAGGGGAGAAUAUCAUUCCUCUCAUUUAAGAUGCCACAAUAUGAAAUCACAGUCUCAUCUUUAACACUACCAAAAUCCUUUAUCAUUGGAAAGCACACUAUCAGCCUAAAUGAAAUCACAAACCGUAUUUUAAAUUUUGAACUACCAACCAUCGUCAUCCCAGAGCAAAAGAUUGAAAUCCCUGAAUUUGCCUUACAUCUGCCUUCAAGUGUAUUUAUUCCAGCUUUUGGAACCCUCAGUGUGACUAUGAAGGUUUCCUCUCCUAUUUAUAAUGUGUCAACUUCUGCCAACCUGGAGAAAAACGACUCUAGUUUUUUAACUUCACUACAUUCCAUCUGUACUUCUACCAUGAUAUUCUUGGAAUAUGACCUCUCCGCCAGUUCAACCCUUGAAUUUGAUAAUGGACUAAUCAAUGUAAAUGAGAAGUGCAAUUUAAUUUAAUUUGAUUCACAGUGAUGUAAAUGUCAACUGGCAACAUGUUUCAGCACAAAACCUGAGGUAAGAGUAUACGGCAUACUUUUUAUCUUUUUGUUGUCUUACUGGUGGAAAUGGGCUUUCAUACAUCUAAAUUUCAAAACAGACAUAUUCAGUGGCACCCCAAGAAAUCUUUCUUAGGGGUGGCCAGCUGGAGCCACUGAAAACCAAAAGGCAUAACUGAAAUUUACCAUUUUGUAAAUGCUGUUGAAGUACAUAGGCUAGAGAUAGAAAACUUUUAAGAUGAGAGUUAAGAAAUACUGAUUUACUUUACAUUUAAUGGGACUACGGGUGGAAAUUAGCAAAG
Molecule: messenger RNA, 2156 nt
Organism: Epinephelus moara (kelp grouper)
Lineage: Eukaryota; Metazoa; Chordata; Actinopteri; Perciformes; Serranidae
Product: apolipoprotein B-100-like
Exons: 2
Coding region: 110-1816 (568 amino acids)
Biological process (GO): triglyceride mobilization; cholesterol transport; cholesterol homeostasis
Cellular component (GO): mature chylomicron; low-density lipoprotein particle; very-low-density lipoprotein particle
Molecular function (GO): cholesterol transfer activity; low-density lipoprotein particle receptor binding
Source: RefSeq, a predicted model, not a curated record